AUGAUGCUGCCCCUUGUUCUCCUCGCCGCCGCAGGCUCCGCCGCCGCCCUGCAGGUCACUUCGCCCGUCGCAGGCGUGCAGUGGACCGUCGGCCAGCCCGCGAGCAUCAACUGGAUCCACUCGCCCGAUGACCCCGCCAACGUCCAGAUCCAGGUCCAGGUGAACGGACAGUGGCACACGAUCGCGCAGGUGCCGAGCGCCGACGGUUCGUUCUCCUUCACGCCCGAGGCGAGCGCGGAGAGCGCGCAGAUCCGCUUCAUGGACGGCAACGAGCAGGUCGGACGCAGCGGCACGUUCCAGAUCCAGAGCGGGGCCGAGCAGUCGGCCUCGGCGUCCGCCGCCGACGAGUCCAAGACCAUGGUCCCCGUCGUGCCCACCUCGGAUGCUUCCGCCUCGCCCUCUGCCUCCGAAGAGCCCUCGCCCUCCGCGCAGCCCUCCGAGUCGCCCGAGGCGUCGCAGCAGCCCUCCCCCUCGGCUCAGCCUUCCGCCGAGCCCUCUGCCGAGACUUCGGGCCAGGCUUCGGACUCUGCCGAGCCCAGCGCGCAGCCCUCCGCCGCCCCCUCGGCUACUGACGAUGGCGCUGCCCCCAGCGCGCAGCCCUCGGCCCAGCCCUCUGAGUCGCCAGAAGCCCAGGCUUCCUCCUCGACGCAGCAGGGCAACACGCUCGUGCGCCCCUCCGAGUCCUCUUCCGUCAAGGUGCCGGGCAUGGUGACCUCGCGCCGGCCGAGCGGCACGUCUGCCGUCUCGCCCUCUGCGACGCAGGACUCGGGCGCCGCUCCGCUCGGCGCCGACGGCCUCGUCCUCCUCGCGGCCGGCGCGCUCGCGUACCUCGCCUAA
Trichosporon asahii var. asahii CBS 2479 is the source of this 837-nucleotide messenger RNA. RefSeq lists its product as uncharacterized. The transcript is spliced from 2 exons. The record is from RefSeq and is a predicted model, not a curated record. Bases 1 to 837 code for a protein of 278 amino acids. NCBI's taxonomy places the organism in Eukaryota, Fungi, Basidiomycota, Tremellomycetes, Trichosporonales, Trichosporonaceae.